Molecule: messenger RNA, 543 nt
Organism: Nerophis lumbriciformis (worm pipefish)
Lineage: Eukaryota; Metazoa; Chordata; Actinopteri; Syngnathiformes; Syngnathidae
Source: RefSeq, a predicted model, not a curated record
AUGGAACAUGAAGACUACACUGACAUCAGUGGCAAACCAAUAUCUCUGGACUGUCAAAACCAUUGCAGUUUUUGCCGUGAGUUUACUGUCAGCUCGCCCAAAAUGUCUAUCGCCAAGGUGAUGGCGUACACCUGUACCGUUUGGCUAGCUGCUUAUACGGUGUUCUUUUUUACUGAAAACACAGCCGUGCUCACAGGUGCCAUCCUGCUAACCCUGCUGGGAAUGAUGCUGCACAUCCACCUGGUGAAGGUGGACCAUGAAUCGGUGCUCAUAAUCGGCUCAAUGGGCAUCCAGGUCUCCUCCAGCUAUGCAUCAGGAAGGGAGACGAGCACCUUCAUUGAGAUGAGCCAAGUCAAAGAUGUGGUCAUUAAUGAAGCAAUUUACAUGCAUCAAAUCAUCUACUACCUUUGUAUACUGCUGAAGGAUCCUUCAAGACCUGAUGAUGUGUCAAACGUGGUGCCGUUGUUUCAGAGCUCAAAGCCAAGGUUGAACUGCUUGGUUAAAGUAUACAAAAGUUGUCAGGAGAUUCUUUCAAAAUGCUGA